GCCUCUCACAGCGCCACCAGCGGUCUAAAAGCACGCUGCAUGUUCGCUUCAGAUGAGAAUGAGCCUCCAUCACUGGCAGCUGAUUUCCAGCAUCGCAUUCGUCUCAUGAACGCUGCUUAAAUCCGACCCGACCCCGAAUACUGACCAAAACAACCAGCGCGACAUGGCACGGGACAAAAAGGACAGAGAUAGCUGGGGGUCUUUCGUGGAUAAGAACGUGUAUGACUGGAGCUCUGAGGAGGAGGAGGCCGACGGUCGGGCGCGUCCGGUGCAGGUGCUGGUGGUGAAAGAUGACCAUACGUUUGAGCUGGACGAGGCAGCGCUCAGUAAGAUCCUGCUGUCCGAGGAGGUCCGAGACAGAGAGGUGGUGGCCAUUUCUGUGGCAGGAGCCUUCCGGAAGGGCAAAUCCUUCCUCAUGGACUUCAUGCUGCGCUACAUGUACAGCCAGGCCAGUGAAAAGUGGUUGGGGGAUGCUGAAGAGCCGCUGACAGGAUUCUCAUGGAGAGGAGGAUCAGAGCGGGAGACCACCGGAAUCCAGAUCUGGAGUGAAGUCUUCCUGGUGGACAAACCAGACGGUAGCAAGGUGGCAGUGCUGCUAAUGGACACACAAGGAACCUUCGACAGCCAGUCCACUCUCCGUGACUCAGCUACUGUAUUCGCCCUCAGUACCAUGAUCAGCUCUAUGCAGGUGUACAACAUAUCCCAGAAUGUUCAGGAAGACGAUCUUCAGCAUUUGCAGCUCUUCACCGAAUAUGGCAGACUGGCUAUGGAAGAAACAUUUCUCAAACCGUUUCAGUCACUGAUCUUUCUGGUGCGGGACUGGAGCUUUCCAUACGAGUUUCCUUAUGGACAGGAAGGAGGAAUGAAAUUUCUGGAGAAAAGAUUAAAAAUCUCAGAGAAUCAACACGAGGAGCUGCAGAACGUGAGGAAACACAUCCAUUCGUGCUUCACCAACAUCUCCUGCUUUCUCAUGCCCCAUCCAGGACUCAAAGUGGCCACAAACCCCCAUUUUGACGGCAGAUUGAGGGAGAUCGAUCAAGAGUUCAUCAAUAAUCUGCAAGUGCUUGUUCCGUGUUUACUACGCCCCAAAAACCUGGACGUAAAAGAGAUCAAUGGAAGCAAAAUCACCUGCCGUGGACUCGUGGAGUAUUUUAAGGCGUAUAUCAAGAUUUACCAGGGAGAGGAGCUGCCACAUCCAAAAUCCAUGUUACAGGCCACAGCAGAGGCCAAUAAUCUGGCAGCAGUGGCUGGAGCUAAAGAUCUGUACAACAGGAAGAUGGAGGUGGUGAGUGGAGGAGAUCGUCCUUUCCUCGCCCCGAGUGAACUUCAGGCACGUCACCUGGAGAUCCGCGAGGAGGCGUUAGCAUUAUUCCGCAGUGUGAAGAAGAUGGGUGGCGAGGAGUUCAGCCGGCGUUACCUGCUGCAGCUGGAGACCGAGAUCGAUGAGCUGUUCGUUCAGUACAUCAAACACAACGACUCCAAGAACAUCUUUCACGCGGCUCGGACACCCGCCACGCUCUUUGUGGUGAUCUUCGUGAUGUACGUGGCCGCAGGAAUCACAGGCUUCGUGGGAGUGGAUGUCAUCGCCAGCGUCUGCAACAUGGUGCUGGGGUUUGCGCUCAUCACUCUGUGCACCUGGGCUUAUAUUCGCUACUCAGGAGAAUACAGAGAACUGGGCGCGGUCAUCGACCAGGUGGCAGGAGCUCUGUGGGAUCAGGGAAACACAAAUGAGGCUCUGUAUAAGCUGUACAGCGUAGCGGCAAACCACAGGCAGCUGUAUAAUCAUGCCUUCCCUGGACACCAGAGCGACCAACAGCCCGAGCAGGACAAGAAACGAAACUGACCGAACACAGCUUGUGGACAGAGACAGUAGAGCGUACGUACAGUCAAAGAGAGAAAGAGACGCGGGACAGUUCUCCAUCUGGUCACAUUCACACAACACAGAAACAUCAUCCUGCACCUACAGCUCAGGCCCAGAGUCACAUGAUGAGGAAAAUCAGACCCCGAAGAGAGUCUGCAAACAUCCAGGCUGACCUGCAGUAAAACAACGAGUCACAGUAUUAGUUCUGCCGCUCAUCUUCUCACUGUAAAUACGGUUUCUCUCUUUGACACUCACAUGAAAGCAGUCUGUUCUUCUUUUGUAAUGGAUGUUGUUCGUUGAGUUCAGUGCUAUUUAUAAGGGAAUAAAAUACUACAUGUUUAAAACACAA
Molecule: messenger RNA, 2210 nt
Organism: Danio rerio (zebrafish)
Lineage: Eukaryota; Metazoa; Chordata; Actinopteri; Cypriniformes; Danionidae
Source: RefSeq, a predicted model, not a curated record